This is a messenger RNA of Eutrema salsugineum, 2180 nucleotides long. RefSeq names its product double-stranded RNA-binding protein 3. The transcript has 3 exons. NCBI's taxonomy places the organism in Eukaryota, Viridiplantae, Streptophyta, Magnoliopsida, Brassicales, Brassicaceae. The record is from RefSeq and is a predicted model, not a curated record. Bases 591 to 1742 code for a protein of 383 amino acids. Gene Ontology annotation, molecular function: double-stranded RNA binding.
CGAUAAGAUUUUCAUCAGUGUUAUAUACACAGACAUAUUAUGUAUAUACAUAUAACAUGGACCAUAGUUCAAUUGAAAUGUCACUGUUAUCAUUUAGUAGGCCUCUGCUCCUCUUAAUGAGGAACCUUAGUUGUGAUAGAAACCACCAUGUGAGAGAGCUCUAAAACCUCUGAAGCUAUUCUUUUCAUCUUUAUCUCUGUCUGUCGUCUAAAUUCACCUUUUAACAUCAGAGCCCCAAGCUUUUCUCAUUCAGACACUCAUUACACCAAAAACCUUCCAAUUGCAAUUUUACAAGUGGAUUUCUUGCAAUUUUGCGACUUCUCUUUCUCUCGAACACUGUAGAGCCUUAAGUCCAUCACAUGAUAGAGACAAGCUCUUCUGUUUAAUUAUAGAGAGACACCAAAUCUUAAAUGCCAAUUUUAGCAGGUGGGUUUCCUUUGUCUUCUUGUUAAACCCCUUGAUAGAUUCUCGAUUUCAGGGAUAGAGUUGGGUAUCAUUUUGUGUUUUUCCCAUUGAGAGUUUUUUACUACUCUUUCCUCUUGUUCUCAAAUUCUCAAUCUCUCUGCUUUUGUCACAGCCAGAGAUAACAAAUGUAUAAGAAUCAGCUGCAAGAGCUUGCACAGAGAAGCUGUUUCAACCUCCCAUCAUAUACUUGCACAAGAGAAGGACCAGAUCACGCUCCAAGAUUCAAAGCUUCUGUGAACUUCAAUGGUGAAAUAUUUGAAAGCCCCACUUAUUGUUCCACUCUCAGACAAGCUGAGCAUUCAGCUGCUGAAGUUGCCCUAAAUGCUCUCUCUUCCAAGGGCCCUUCAAAGUCUCUAACAGCUAGAGUUCUUGAUGAGACUGGUGUCUACAAGAAUCUUCUUCAAGAGACAGCACAUAGAGCGGGUCUUGAUCUACCGGUUUACACAAGUGUGAGAUCAGGACCUGGUCACAUCCCAACAUUCUCUUGCACUGUGGAGCUUGCUGGAAUGAUUUUUCAUGGAGAAUCAGCAAAGACUAAGAAGCAAGCUGAGAAGAAUGCCGCCAUUGCAGCCUGGUUCUCCUUGAGAAAAAUGCCAAGCUUGGACUUCCUUGGAGAGAAAAGAGGUGAAGAGAAAGAACAAGAGAUAGUUGCAAGAGUCCUCUCAAGAUUUAGACCCAAAGAAAUGAGACGAAGAGAACCAAAUCAGUCAAGAAGAAGAACAAUUCGCCAAGACACAACAACCACAAGAGACUUGUUGUGUGAGAAACUCAGAUUGAUCAAUCUGUAUACCAAUGAAGCUUCAUCACCAUCAUCAUCAUUGAAACAUCACCAAACACUACCACCGAGAUUCUGGCCUUCAAGAACAAAUCUCCAACAACAACAAUCCAAAGUUAAAUCACUGCUAGAGAAGACUCAAGAAUAUGCAGGGAAGAAACAGAGCUCAGAUGUCAUUAAACCAGAGAUAAUGAUCAAAUCGUUUUCUUUGUCUACUAAUCCAUCAUCAUCAUCAUCAUCAUCAUCAUCAGUGGAAAGAAACUGUUACAGUAAGCUUUGGCCGAUUUCCGGAAUGUCUGCAGGAGGCUUAAACCAUCAGAAACUGGCUCCAGCUGUUCAUAUUAGAUCAGUGAUUCCAGUUUGUUCAGCUCCUCCACCAAAACCCAACCCUACCCGUGAAACUCCAUCGGCACCAUCACCGUUCAAUGAAUCCACCACAUCCCUUAAUCAUUGUUCUGCUUCAAGGUCACUGGGAAUUGGAGGGCAAGAGAAGAAACACUAAGAUGUGAGAUAAGCGAGUUGGGAUUAGAAUCAAAAUCUUGAUUAGACGGCGAAAUCAGAUCGAACCCAUGAUUAAAGGUUGUGUCUUUAGAUUAACCCAUGUUGAGGAUUUGACCAUAGAUUAGAGAAAUUGGUAAAUCGGUCAUGGGUUUCUGUAUGUUCGUCGUGUUCCUUGACUUUUUGAGAGUUUUUGAAAAUUUACGGCCUGACAAUGAAUUCAAUGCUCUGGAUUGCACGUAGAACAAAAAAAAGAGAAGAGAGGCAGAGAGAGGGAGAGAGAGAGAGAGAGCAAUAAAUGUAGGAGGAGAGGGAGAAGAAGGUGAAAGAAAAAAAAAUUAAUGGCAUUUGUUUUCGGCAUUAAUGCGCCGAUUGCUCUGCUUCUCCUUCCUCUCAGUCUCGUUCAUUAAUGGUUCUGUAACCUCUGUUUUCCUUUGUUAAA